UUUUUUGAUCAUUAUUUGUAUAUAAUAUCUAGUAUUUUUCUUUUCGUAUUAUCCGUAUUUCGUCAAUAUAGUCUUGAAGACUUGAAAAGUUGAAAACUUUUGUAUGUUUCACUAGUCCAUAGUUAUCAAGUUCUGUAUUUUACUGACCAUUGGGUGCUCAUGGUGUAAUCUUCAAGUAUGCUGUGAAUCUCGCCUAGAAGUUAUUUAACAUACGCAUUUCAUAGCGUCCGCCGAGGAAAAAACAUCUUGAGAGAAAGCACUAAUAAUAUAAUGUGGGAGAUUUUGAUCUAUGCAUUUUCUAUGUUCAUGACAGGAGCGUUGUUAUUCCUCAUGGUUUACUCUAUUAUAACACUGUCAGAUCUUGAAUGUGAUUAUUUAAAUGCUCAAGAAUGUUGUAACAGACUGAAUUUUUGGGUACGACCAAAAAUUGUUGCACAAACAAUAAUAGUUGUAGGAUUUUUGACUGAUGGCAAUUUAUGGAUGGCCCUUGUAAAUAUACCAGCUGCUGCAUGGGUCAUCUAUGAGUUUGUCACUGUACCUAGAGGAAAUACAGGAUUAUUUGACCCAACCGAGAUUCAUCAUCGUGGGCAAUUAAAAAAGCAUAUGCGUAAUUUUGUAAUAUUUACUGGAUGGUAUCUCAUUACUUUUUUCUUCUAUUUAUAUUUCAUGAUAUUAGCUAUACUAAAAGGCAAUCCCUUGGAGACUGAUGCGCCUCAGCACGUCAACAAAUUCUAGUCUUUUUUUUUUUUUGCAAGUCCUAACAUUUAAUAUAAUUUAUUUUAUGUGUUUUUUAAGUUUAUAUGUAAACAUUUGUCUGAUAUUUUUAAUAAUAUGCAUACUACAGUAUAAAAUUUUUGGUUUUAUUAUACACUGAUGUGCUACAUUAUACAACUGUAUAAAAAAUGGGAACUAGUUUAUUGCUAACAACUAUAAAUGCGGUUCCGAGAAACAUGCGGUGAGGACAUUUGCGGUCAGUUCAUUUUUCUGGCCAGUUGCGGUCAACUUAUUUUUAUCUAACUGAGUAUCAAAUUUAAGGCACUAUAUAUAUUAAAUUAUAUACUAAAUAUAUUAUGCAAUACUAUAUAUGAACAUAUAUUUUAACUUCCCUUCUCAUUUUUCCUGGCUUAGGACUAGCAGUAAUUCAAAGUCAAAAGUGUAUUAUUUUCAGAAAAUUUUUAUGUUAUUUUCUGUGAUCAAAAUUAAAAUAGAAAAUAUAUAAGGUAAAAAGAGUUAUUAAUGUAUUUGAAUAAUUACAUUCAAGUACUUUUCAACAUUGGGUGUACUAUUCUGCAGAAAUUCGCUAGACUAAACUGGUUUAAAAUUAUCCCACAUCUUUCCGCACCGGGAUAAUGAACCAUGUGAAUGAUAUGGUCCAAUCAUCCCGGUGCAUUAUUUUUCACACCAGUUUAGUCAAGCAAAUUUCUACACUAAUUACCAAAUACUAAGUAAACUUUGUUGAUAAUGAUACAUUGAUACCCAUACACGACCAAAUAUAGCAACAAAUCGGUACAAAUGUAUCCAAUAAUAAUACACUUUUAAAUUCUCCAGUACCUAUACCCUGUUCCAAAAGAGAAGACACCAGGCGGCCACAGACAAAACCGGUUUUGCUACGUAAAUCUGGCGUCUUCUCUUUUGGAACAGGGUAUAUAUGACAACACAUUUUUAUAAUAAAUAUAGUUUAUACUAUAUUAAAUAUAACAUUAUAGUACAUUCAAUUUCAUAUUCAAGUAGAUAGAAAUAAGUUGACCGCAAACGGCAAAAAAAA
This is a messenger RNA of Acyrthosiphon pisum (pea aphid), 1765 nucleotides long. RefSeq names its product cornichon-like protein (gene cnir). Gene Ontology annotation, biological process: vesicle-mediated transport. NCBI's taxonomy places the organism in Eukaryota, Metazoa, Arthropoda, Insecta, Hemiptera, Aphididae. Bases 271 to 735 code for a protein of 154 amino acids. The record is from RefSeq and is a predicted model, not a curated record. The transcript has 5 exons.